GUCCAUUCAUUUCACUUCGAUUUCGCCCUAGCCCCAGGAGGACGCGUUUCGCGGACUAUAAAAUAUUUUUAAUUGCUCAAGAAGAUUUUGUCAGGGGGGAUUUUUAUUCUAAUUAGUUUUUAUUCAGAAAAUAAUAAUAAAUUUUCUUUUAAACAAAGAAAAAAUACAACACAAAUUAAUUGUUUUGUUAUCAUCAAUUUUUAAAUUAUUCUCUGGUGCAAUUAAGUGUGUUCAACAUCUUUCUGAGACUACACUUUUUUUUAAUUUUUAACCCCUUUUUUCAACCACGCUGAAAAUCAACACACACAAAAAAAUAUCUAGUAUCUGCGAAUUUCGUUUGUUCCUCCACCAAAUUUAUUUAUAAUAUAAUAAAUUUUAUAAAAAUUUAACAAAUUUUAUUAAACGGGGGCAAAAUUGCUACGCAACAACAAAAUAGAUUCAACCGCAAACGUCGGCUAUACAUGGAAGACGUUAUCGUGAUUAGUGACACCGAGUUAGAGCAGGAAUCAUCAGACAUGGAUAUUGAAGCCGAUCAAGAUAUAAUUGUUCCAAAGGAUACAGAAACCAUUGCUGAGGAGAAGAAAAAACAGGGAAAUGACCAAUAUAAAGCACAAAACUACCAAGCUGCCCUCAAAUUAUACUCUGAUGCAAUUUCACUAUGUCCCGAUUCGGCUGCCUUCUAUGGCAAUCGUGCUGCAUGCCACAUGAUGUUGUGCAACUAUCACAAUGCACUAAGUGAUGCCCGCACAGCUGUUCGUAUUGAUCCUAAAUUCGAAAAAGGCUAUGUCCGCAUAGCCAAAUGCUGCACUAUUCUCGGUGAUAUUAUCGGAACCGAGCAGGCCAUCAAAAAGCUCGAAGAAGUUGAUCCCUUAAAUAGUGCUAUUAAAAUUGAACAACAGUCGUGUCAGCAAUUGCGUCAAAUCGAAAAGACUGUCCAAACUCAGUAUGAAUCACAAUCCUACAGAAAUGUCGUCUACUAUCUAGACAAUGCACUUAAAAUAGCUCCAGCUUGCCUCAAGUACAAGCUAAUGAAGGCCGAGUGUUUGGCAUUCCUGGGUCGUACAGAUGAGGCAGUCGAUAUUGCUGUGAGUGUUAUGAAGAAUGAUACCACCUCAGCUGAUGCCAUCUAUGUACGUGGAUUGUGCUUGUACUACAGUGACAAUCUGGAAAAAGGUAUUUUGCACUUUGAACGAGCUCUACAACUCGAUCCAGAUCACCAGAAAGCCAAGACUAUGCGUUUCAAAUCGAAAUUACUCAAAGAGAAAAAAGAGUCUGGCAAUGUGCUUUUCAAAUCUGGACGUUUCCGUGAGGCUUUGACCGUUUACACAGAUGCCCUUGAAAUCGAUCCAUUCAACAAGGACAUGAACAGCAAAUUGUACUACAAUCGAGCUUUGGUUAAUUCAAAAAUUGGCAGUUUGCGUGAAGCCAUUGUUGAUUGUACAAAAGUUUUGGAAAUCAAUUCAAAUUAUUUGAAAGCUUUACUUUUGCGUGCCAGAUGUAAUAACGAUUUGGAGAAGUUCGAGGAAUGUGUUGCGGAUUAUGAGGCAGCAUUCCAAAUUCAAAAAACUAACGACAUCAAAAAUAUGUUGCGAGAUGCUAAAUUUGCAUUGAAAAAAUCAAAACGAAAGGAUUACUAUAAGAUCUUGGGGGUAAAUAAAAAUUCAACAGAAGAUGAAAUCAAAAAGGCCUAUCGCAAGAAAGCUUUGGUUCAUCAUCCAGACAGACAUGCUAACUCAACAGCAGAGGAGCGCAAAAUUGAGGAACUUAAAUUUAAGGAAAUCGGUGAAGCUUAUGCUAUUCUUUCUGAUUCAAGAAAGAAGAUGCGAUAUGAUAGUGGUCAGGAUAUUGAUGAACAGGAACAAGGAGGUUCUAAUGGAUUUUCUUUCGAAACUGACGAAGAUGAUACCGAUGAAGAUGAACCUAAAGAAUCUGAUAGCUUAUUUUCAUAUGAAAGCGAAGAAUUUAGUCCAAAGAGACGUAGAACAGAAUUCGAUCCAAAUCAAAUGUUCCGACAGUUUUUCCAGUUUAGUGGCGGCAAUGGUGCCUCUUUUGGUUUUGACUUCUAAUCAAAUUAAAUUUAACUACGUACUACCACCUUUACUCUGAUUCUCUCUAUCAAGAUGUCUUUUACUACACUUUGAAAAUUUGAAGCAAUUAAAAAACUGCUGCAAUUCAACAGUUAAAAGCAAAUCUUCAAGGAUUCUCAACACAGCAAACAUCAAUAACAACAACAACUAUAAUAAUUUAUGUUAUAAAUUAAAUUAAAUAAAAAAGAAAAAAAUAAUCAGAAUUAUUGUUUCGAUAAUAAUGUUAAAAAACAAAUGUUAACAAUUACUGAGAAAUAAUUUUAAAAAUAUAUAAUUCUUUUCUAUUCAUUAUUUUUUUUACAAACUUAAAUUACAAAUUAUUAUAUAUUUAGUUUGUCAUUCAGUCAAUCAGUUAGUAGUCAUUUUAUAAACCCUAAUUAGAGUCUUGAUAAAAAUAACUUAAAUUUUGUUUUCGUUUAAGAAGAUGAGAGAAUAUAGACAGAUUAGAGUAAAAAAAAAGAAAAACAAAUAAAGUAAACAAAAGAUAAAAAUAAAGAAGUUCACACAGUUGAUUAUUAUGUUUCCAAAUAAAAUGUGAUAUUAAAAUCAGA
Molecule: messenger RNA, 2638 nt
Organism: Episyrphus balteatus (marmalade hoverfly)
Lineage: Eukaryota; Metazoa; Arthropoda; Insecta; Diptera; Syrphidae
Gene: Tpr2
Product: dnaJ homolog subfamily C member 7
Exons: 4
Coding region: 462-2066 (534 amino acids)
Molecular function (GO): protein binding
Source: RefSeq, a predicted model, not a curated record